Molecule: messenger RNA, 1701 nt
Organism: Cyanistes caeruleus (blue tit)
Lineage: Eukaryota; Metazoa; Chordata; Aves; Passeriformes; Paridae
Gene: OAT
Product: ornithine aminotransferase
Cellular component (GO): cytoplasm
Molecular function (GO): L-ornithine transaminase activity; identical protein binding; pyridoxal phosphate binding
Source: RefSeq, a predicted model, not a curated record
GGAGGCGGGGCGAGGAGCUGUUACGGUGGCCCGCGGCCGCAUCCGCCUCUCAUCCGCGGGCUCCGGCACCGGCAGCACCUCCGGCACCUGCGGCCGCUCCGCACCUCCAGCAGCACCAGAUCUGUAUCAGAACUCCUGAAGUCCAUCAUGCUUUCCAAGCUAACCCGCUCCCAGAACCUUGCUGUUCUCUGCCGAGGCCUUCAUUCCUCACUGAGCUCUGCUACCUCAGUUGCUCCUAAAAAAACCAUUCAGGGGCCUCCCUCGUCUGAUUUAAUCUUUGAACGUGAGGCAAAAUACGGUGCCCACAAUUAUCACCCUCUGCCUGUUGCUCUGGAAAGAGGAAAAGGUGUUUAUGUGUGGGAUGUUGAAGGUAGAAAAUAUUUUGACUUUCUGAGUGCUUACAGCGCUGUCAACCAAGGCCACUGUCACCCAAAGAUCGUGGAUGCUCUGAAAGCCCAGUCUGAAAAACUGACCCUGACAUCCAGGGCAUUCUAUAAUGAUGUCCUUGGGGAAUAUGAGGAGCUUGUCACCAAAAUGUUCAAUUAUAACAAAGUUCUUCCAAUGAACACAGGAGUGGAAGCUGGAGAAACUGCCUGUAAACUGGCUCGGAAAUGGGCCUACACUGUGAAAGGAAUUCCAAAAUACAAAGCUAAAAUCAUUUUUGCAGCUGGCAACUUCUGGGGCAGGACAAUGUCAGCCAUCUCCAGUUCUACUGACCCAUCCAGCUACGAUGGCUUUGGACCCUUCAUGCCAGGAUUUGAAGUGAUCCCAUACAAUGAUCUACCAGCUCUUGAGCGGGCCCUGCAAGACCCCAACGUGGCAGCUUUCAUGGUGGAACCGAUUCAAGGGGAAGCAGGUGUGAUUGUUCCUGACAAAGGCUAUCUCACAGGAGUGAGGGACCUCUGCACAAAACACAAUGUUCUGUUUAUUGCUGAUGAAAUACAGACUGGUUUAGCCAGAACAGGGAAAAUGCUGGCUGUUGACCAUGAAAAUGUGAGACCUGAUAUAAUUCUUCUUGGAAAGGCCCUUUCUGGUGGCUUAUACCCUGUCUCAGCAGUGCUGUGUGAUGAUGAAGUUAUGCUGACCAUCAAACCUGGUGAACAUGGAUCCACAUAUGGAGGAAAUCCAUUAGCUUGCCGUGUGGCAAUGGCAGCACUGGAGGUAAUUGAAGAGGAAAAUCUGGCAAAAAAUGCAGAAAUAAUGGGUAAUCUGCUAAGAAGUGAGCUCAUGAAGACUCCAUCCAAUAUUGUAACUGCUGUAAGAGGAAAAGGCCUCUUAAAUGCAAUCGUAAUCCGGGAAACCAAAGACUACGACGCCUGGAAGGUGUGUCUGCGGCUCCGCGAUAAUGGGCUCCUGGCCAAGCCCACGCACGGCGACAUCAUCCGCCUGGCCCCGCCACUCGUCAUCAAGGAGGAUGAAAUCAGAGAAUCCAUUGAAAUCAUUCACAAGACCAUCCUGUCUUUCUGAAAACAUGGCUCUUGCAGUCUGCCUGCUGACUGGUUCAAGAGGGUGUGUUGAAAUGUGUGUGAUGAAGGCCUGCUCUUGAAGCAAGCAUCUCUCAUUCCUUUUAUCUAAGAGGACUUGACUAUUCAAACAUAGCUGUAUCUUAAAGUUAUAAUGGCUGUGUAGAAAAUACAGAAUGAUUUUGAAGACUUUCCAGCCUUGCAAUACUUGGAAAUAAAGUUCUGUAUGUACUGAUCA